Messenger RNA from Micropterus dolomieu (smallmouth bass), 762 nucleotides. Its product is annotated as asialoglycoprotein receptor 2-like. The record is from RefSeq and is a predicted model, not a curated record. Lineage: Eukaryota; Metazoa; Chordata; Actinopteri; Centrarchiformes; Centrarchidae. The annotation marks the transcript as partial. The transcript has 7 exons.
AUGUCUGCAAGGAUUCUCGCUGCACCAGAUUCAAGCUUGAAUGUGAGAUAUACCCGAAGAGUUCAAGACAACAGAGGAGCGGGAGAGGAGAAUCAGCUGGAGAUCUCAGAGGAUGAAAAGCAUCACGCUGAUCCUGGGUCACAAAAAGCAAGACCUCAGACUCCAAAGAAUCGUGUCAGAAGAAGGUGUUUUACUGCAGCGACUCUGGGAGUGAUGUAUCUUCUGAUAUUGGCUGGAGUCUUCAUACGCUAUAUUUCAGUCACUUUGGAAAAAGACCAGCUGCAGACCAGAUACGACAAACUGUACAACAACUACAGCGAGCUGCAGGGACAAAUUUCAGCAGCCAACAUCAGUCAGUUACAGAGCAGUUACGAGACACUGAGGAAAAAUCACAGCCAGUUACAGGAUGAAGUAAAGCAGCUGAAUGACAAACUUGAUGAGAAGUGGUGUCCUGAAGGAUGGAAGAGAUUUGGAUGCAGCUGUUACUUUAAAUCCAAUGAGGAGAAAACUUGGUCUGACAGCAGAAGUGACUGUCAAAGUAGAGGAGCACAUCUGGUGAUCAUAAACAACAAAGAGGAACAGAAAUGUGUCAUUGAGUUGAACAAGGGUGGAGACUCCUGGAUUGGUCUUAGGGCCAUAGAAAGAUUUAUACAAACAGGACGGGAAUGGAAACGGAAAUGGGAAUGGAAAUGGGUGGACAGCUCGCCGCUGACAAAAAUGUUCGGGGCAGCCGGAUUUUCACACCAGCCCUGGGACCAGUAC